Molecule: messenger RNA, 800 nt
Organism: Drosophila ficusphila
Lineage: Eukaryota; Metazoa; Arthropoda; Insecta; Diptera; Drosophilidae
Product: glycine-rich protein DOT1
Exons: 2
Coding region: 26-541 (171 amino acids)
Source: RefSeq, a predicted model, not a curated record
GCUUCCCAGGCGUUCGCAGUCCGCAAUGAAAGUAUUUGUAUGUCUUCUGGCGCUGGCCGCCACUUUGGCAACCGCCAAUGCAGGACUUCUGGGUCUGCUGAAGGGCGGCGGAGGUGGCGGUGGCUAUGGCGGUGGCUAUGGCGGCGGAUACGGUGGUGGCUACGGAGGAGGUUAUGGUGGUGGCGGCAGCGGUGGAGUCCAGGUCGUCAAAGUGAUCAACACCUAUGAGGGAGGACACGGCGGUGGCUACGGAGGUGGGUACGGAGGAGGCUACGGAGGUGGAUACAGCGGUGGCCACGGAGGCGGUGGCUGGAACUCUGGUAGCUACGGAGGUGGUUACGGAGGCGGUUACGGCGGCGGCUACGGAGGUGGUUACGGAGGUGGCCACGGAGGCGGCAGUCGCGUGGAUGUCUACAAAGUGAUCACAACCACCCACGGAGGUGGCUACGGAGGUGGUUACGGUGGUGGCUACGGAGGUAGCUACGGAGGCAGCUACGGAGGUGGUUAUGGUGGCCAGUCAGGAUGGUGGAAGACCAAGUAAAAAGGAUAUUCUGGCCCACCAAUGCCCCCUCAAAUCCCUCGUGCCCCCCAAAUUCCUCAUGCCCCAGAACUACCUUCCAUUUAGUCGUAAUCCGGAUAAAAACUCGUUCACGUACCUGAAAAAAAUCUUCCAUAGCCACGCAACCCGAAUCUAUUUAAUGUCAGUAAUUCUCAAAUUGGCCAAAACUAGUUUCGGAUGAUCGGCAAACUGCUUGGCAAACACACAAAUAAAAUCAAAUUAAUAAUAACAAAAUAUAAAA